AGGCUAUGUGUACCACAUGAUAUGGAAGUUUGUGUCGAUUUAAGUAAUUUUCCGCAUAGUUUGCGGUAUAUUCAAUCAGCCAUUCUGUUCCGCGGCGAUUACAGAGACAUUUGUACAGAUGUAUUAAGAAAAAUUCCAACGCAAUCAGUGGCAAAGAAAAUAGAAGAGUGUGGCAUAUCAGCUGCUUUAUGUUUUGCCGUCAUUCAUAGUUAUCCCGAAGAUUCUGUUUGCAACUUUCGACAGCUCAAUAAAAAUGAAUUGGUGUUCACAGUGGAAACAGAAGGUCAAUUUAGCAAGGAUGUUAGACAUGGAAAAGCGGAAGAAAAUGUUCAUAAAGUAUUCAGGAAUGAACAAUUUCUAGCCGAGACUAAACUUAUAAAUGAUAUUCGAAAAAUAAAAAUUGAAUUUAAAGCUGCAUCAAAUAUCAGUGAGUCAAAACAAAGCAUGGAAACGCCUCUUCGUGAAAAUUUAAAGCCCAAAGAAGACACAUAUAACCAACAUCAUGCCCCACCAAAACACAAGACACCACCUAAACAUGAAACUCCACCAAAACAAAGUUAUAAAGCUCCACCACCUCUAUAUAAAGAAAGAAAUCCUAAAACAACCGACCUUUUUACAGAAACAACUGUAACUGAAACAAUAGGGUUGGAUUUGACCCCUGACAGAAUGUCAAGCUUCUUUAUCGAAGAAGAUGCAGAAAGAUUAUGGCAAGCAAAAAAUUACAAAGAAGCGUUUCCAGCCCUGCAGCAGUGUCUACCGGUUGCAACAAAACAUGAUAGACCAAUUUUGCAGCUUAAAAUUGCUCUUUGUAUGCAUGAACUAGAAAGAAGUGCUGAAAGCAAUAGACUGAUUUCGCAGGCUCUUCAAGAUGUGAAAGAUAACCCGCCCCCUCCCAGUCGCUGCACUACAAUUGCUGAAAUAUACCGAAAAGUAGGCGAACGCUACACAGAAAAAAAGUCCUACUCACGUGCACUUUGGAUAUUCACAAUCUCCGCAUCUUUGUUUGAGGCCAGUUCUGACUCAGAUAAUGGAGCAAUAGGCAUAGCAAACUGCAUCACCAACAUCAGAAUGCUGCAGGAUGGAAAAACGCACAGCUUUCAACUGACUCAAAUGAUCCUUUCAACGUUGCACAAGCUUGUUGAAUCACUUAAAAACUUGAGUUGUUCAAAUCACACCAAAGUAGAUAGUUUAGCCAGCUCGUACAGACAGCUUGCCUCUGCAUAUAGUUCGGAAAGUAAAGCUAAAGAAGCCGCAAGGUAUAACGAACAUGCAAUAGAUUUACUUUAUGAUAAAUUUGGGGACAGGGCAGAAGAGCAUUUCAACUACGGAGUUUGUACACAUAACUUGGCAGCUUGUAUAGGUGAUAUGGGGAGGCACGAAGAGGCCAAAAGAAUGUUUCACCUUGCCUUGGAAAGACAGCGUAAGGCAACAGAUUGGCCAGAUGAAGAAAGCAGACAGAAAUCAAUAAAACUCACACAAAGAGCUUUAAAUAAAUAAAACUUUCUGUUAAUUGCUUUUCAAACAUGUAACGGUAUCAUUUAUUUCUAUUACAAUGUCGUAAUUGUUUUAAAAUUUUUUUUUUACCAAUUUGUCUAUAUUGAUUUCUUUAUAUUAUGUACCAUUUUCAAAAUUAAGCUUUGUUACACUUUGAUUGUCAAUUUUGGUUUUCUUUGGACUAUAAAUGUUAUGUUAUUUUUAAUAUGUACUCAGUUAUAG
Ciona intestinalis (vase tunicate) is the source of this 1716-nucleotide messenger RNA. RefSeq lists its product as uncharacterized. The record is from RefSeq and is a predicted model, not a curated record. Gene Ontology annotation, molecular function: protein binding. Lineage: Eukaryota; Metazoa; Chordata; Ascidiacea; Phlebobranchia; Cionidae.